Messenger RNA from Rodentolepis nana, 1800 nucleotides. NCBI's taxonomy places the organism in Eukaryota, Metazoa, Platyhelminthes, Cestoda, Cyclophyllidea, Hymenolepididae. The record is from the annotation of a GenBank genome assembly.
AUGGUAAAUCACCUCAACCUCCUCCCUCCCCCUCUCCCUCCAUUCAUUUCAGAGAAGCUCUACUUGGCUCCUGAACUGCUGCGGGAUGCGAAAGCAGCUCAAACGGGCAGUCAGCCGGGUGAUGUCUUUGCAGCAGCUAUUGUGAUGUAUGAGAUCUUCGCCAGAUCACCUGGCCCCUUUGGAUUCGACGAUGUGGAUAUUUCUAAUGCCUACAAGAAGUUGGUUCAAAAUUCCUGGUCAGAGAAUCCGAAAUUGCGUCCAACUUUUAACGAACUUGAAAGUCAAUUGAAACAGCUCACUAAAGGGAAGAAAACAAACAUAGUUGAUCAUAUGCUCAAAGUCAUGGAGACGUACUCCGCAAAUCUUGAAAGUCAAGUUAAUCAAAGAACUGCUGAACUCCAAAUUGAGAAACAAAAGACAGAAAUGUUGAUUGCCAAAAUGCUUCCUCCAUCAGUUGCUCAAGCUCUACUUUCUGGUGCUCCAGUAGAUCCAGAGGCAUUCGAAGAAGUCACCAUCUCUUUUAGUGAUAUCAUCGGUUUUACUACCAUCUCGGCUAAGUCGACCCCAUUGCAGAUAGUCACUCUGCUCAAUGAACUCUACUCAAUAUUUGAUGAUAUGAUUCAAACGUUUGAUGUCUAUAAGGUUGAAACAAUUGGCGAUGCCUAUAUGGUGGCUUCUGGUUUACCAAUUCGAAAUGGAAACCGUCAUGCUGGUGAAAUUGCUACGAUGGCGUUAGAGUUAAUUAGUAUCAGUGGAUCAUUCACGAUUCCACAUAUGCCUGGUGUUCCGCUGUACCUGCGUCUUGGGAUAAAUUCAGGUCCUUGUGUGGCUGGAGUGAUAGGAUUGACAAUGCCGCGAUACUGUCUCUUUGGAGAUACUGUUAAUACUGCUUCAAGAAUGGAGUCAACAAGUACAGCUUUUCGGAUUCAUGUCAGUCCGCAAGCCAAGGCAAUUUUAGAUGAACUUGGAGGAUACCAUCUGGAACACCGGGGCAAAGUCUUGCUGAAGGGGAAAGGUGAAGUUGACUCCUAUUGGUUGGUUGGAAAGGACGGCUUUGAUAAGAAAUUGCCAGAUCCUCCUACUGGCGAUCCAUUAGAGUACCUGAACGAAAUGAUCAACAAGGUGACUCCAAUUUCUGAAGCCCAUGCAACAGAGCAAGCGCAGGCUAGUCAAAACACCUCGGCAAUUCUGGAAGGCAUCAAUAAGAGCCUGAGACGAAGUCAGGGCCCAAAGCACAUGGAAGUCAAGAACGCCGAGAAGCGGCAUCGACAACGCAAAUCCAAGAAUUCCACAGCAAUAAAUUCAAUGGAGAAUUCAUCAUGCCGUUCUGAAGAAAUUAACAAGAAAUGUGAUUUGACAGUGAAAAGAGUACAAAAAAGCAAGGCACAAUUGAGAGAGCAGUCUCAAAUGAUUGUGGAUGAUAUGGAACAGGUUAUAUUUGCAAUUCUCACUUCUUUGAAAUCCUUACAAGCAGAAUCUAGAGCGACAAUGUUCAGUCUUCAAACUCAACUUCAUAAUUCAGAACAUCAGUUAAUUGAAGCUAAUGAAACCAUUGCCACACUGAAAGAAAAGGUGAAUAAUUUGGAAACUACCUUAUCAGAAAAUCGUCGACUUUAUGAGAUCAGUCUCCAAUCGAUUCACAUCACAUAUGUCAAUUGCAUUGAGACAAUAUUUGAAAAACUGCAAAAUUCGAUCUUGACGGAUUUGGAACACAUGGUGCCUGUGAAUGAUGCUCUACACGAAUUAUACGCUGAGAAAUUCAAAGCCCUGAAUUUGUCCUGUUCCUUCGAUAAAAUUUAA